Messenger RNA from Venustampulla echinocandica, 1500 nucleotides. RefSeq lists its product as uncharacterized. The coding region runs from base 1 to 1500 and encodes 499 amino acids. Gene Ontology annotation, cellular component: fungal-type vacuole membrane. The transcript has a single exon. The record is from RefSeq and is a predicted model, not a curated record. Gene Ontology annotation, molecular function: phospholipid binding. Gene Ontology annotation, biological process: vacuole fusion, non-autophagic. NCBI's taxonomy places the organism in Eukaryota, Fungi, Ascomycota, Leotiomycetes, Helotiales, Pleuroascaceae.
AUGGCAACUACGUCGAAUUCCCGCCCACCAUCAUCCAGCGCUCUCCCUCCCAUCCCAGGGUCGCCAACAUAUUCCUAUGCCUCGACAAGCCAGCCUAUGCCCUCAAUUACAGUCGCGCCGCCUCCUCAACCGCCGCACUCCGUCCUUACGAAAGCAGACCUCGAGGCCUCCCAGACCGCAUACUCUGACCUCUUAUCCUCCGCAAAGGCAUACAGGCUAGCGCUCGCCGCCAUAUCCUCCUCUGCCUCUAGCUUUGGCUCCGCCCUCGAAGCCUGCGCGCGGCUAAAGGAAGCACGCUCCCCAUCCAUCGCUUCUUCGGAAAGCAUGUCCAACAGCUUCACAGUACACCGCGGACAAGUCGGGGGCUCCAGUUGUACGGCCGACAGUUUACUUGCUGCCAGUGGCGUCCACCAGCUUAUAGCCAACCACCAGCAGAUUCUGAGUGAAACCGUGUAUAGGAGUUUCGAGGUGCCGCUGCUGAGCGAGUUAGAUCAGUGGAGGCGGCGAAUGGAGGAUGAAGAGGAGCGGUAUCAGAAGGAGGCGAAGGUUAUGAGCCGUGAGAUUAGGAGGAUGGAGAAGGAGGGCGCGAGGUUGCAGUCUAAACGGAAGAGGGACGUAGGUGCGCUGAGGGAGUAUCUUGUGAGGCUUACGGGGCAACUUGAUGGGCUUACUGGACUCCAUGGAGCGCAUGCGAGGGGGCUAUUGCAAGAGGGCCAGGAGAUGAGUGUUGGCAUAGUCGAAUGCACAGCUGGUUUGGUUCGAGCGGAGGUUGACAUCUUCGAGGCGUUGGCGAGGAAGGGUUGGUCUGGUGGUGGCCUGGAUGAGCUCCUAGAGCGUGGACGAGAUUUAUUCGCCAACGACACGGACAUCGAGACAAAUCACGCGAAUAACCACUCUAAAAUCUUCAGCAUCCUUCCGCAAAAGAGUAUUCUCCCUGAAUCCAGCGGCCAAGAUGGCGGCAUGGGCCCUCCAUUAAGUGGCCAGGCAAGGAGCGAUAGCCUCCACGUAGAAGGAACCCCCUAUCAGAGCCUCGCCGGAGCUGUUUCUGCCCGGGACGCAGACGUAACUAGUAUAUUUUCUGAGGGAGGGACUACUUGGAAUGUUAGUUCCACCGGCGUAUUAAAUCGUUCGAGAGGUGUAAGGCCUUUUUCACCCCCUCCCAUGGAGAGGGUUACAGAUUGUGACCCGUUGGACCUACCGAGGCCGGGCGUGGAUUCGGACGAGCCACCAGAGAAUUCGGAUGAUGCUCUAACUCCAAGAACGGCGGUAGCGCACGAUGAGGGGCCUCAAGAUGAGGGGAAUAUGGAACCAGAACAGUGUGUGGCUCACCAUAGCGUCGAACAAUCGCCAUCUACCACUGGAGGAAAGCUGGGCGAUGGGUCUCAAGAAAUGGUUGUGGAAGAACAGCGAAUAAAUGUAGACGACAAUACCAUGGGAAUAGGGACGAGUAGUAGCCAACGGCGUUGGAGCGUUACGGAUGAUGGGGCAGUGUCUGAUUAA